CAUCGACGCGAUACGGAGGCGGCAAGCGUUCCUUAUCAGUGCAUGCAGCAGUGAAGGUCUCCAGGUCGCUUCUCUCCUUCCAUCCUUCUAUUCGCAGGCCUCGCGCAGUCGACCGAUCCAUCCGGAGGGAGAAUGCGGUCCGGGACGUUCGCGCUCCUCGUCGCGCUUGGAGUCUUCGCUGUCGUGACGGAAGCGGGAAUUCAUGGAUCCUUUAGCCCCGGAGAGUUGGCUCAAAUACAGCCGGAAGGAGGAAUUUUGGGCAACUUUGGAGAAUACAUCUUCGAAAGCGGGGAGAACAUCAAGCUCAUCUGUACUCUGACAGAAGCUGGGUUAUCUGAGGGGCUCAUCACCUCUGACCUCAGAUUUCAGUUUCCCUCUGGCGACGUCGUCGAGCCGAAUUCUACAUGGAAUGAAACUACCGUGUCCUUAAUCAUCGUCAAUGCAUCUGCGAAUGAUUCCGGUCGGUUCUAUUGCGGGAACGUUUCCGACGACAAUAACCUUUCCAUGCUGGACACUGCGGUCUUGGAGAUCGGCUAUCCACCGCUAGAGUUGAAAUCUUGGCGUUGUUGGUCGAUGCAGUUGGAGCUGCUCUAUUGCCAAUGGUCGGAAGCGGAGAAUCCCGUUCACACGGAUUACUUUUUCUACAUCCAGACCGACGGGUCGGUGACGACAGAAUGCCGGCAGACGAACCCAAACUCAUGCGAGGCGACGAAGGGCCAGACUCCUCCUUAUCGACCCGGCGAGACGGAGGCGAACAUCACGGUGAGGGCCGAAAAUCCGCUCGGGAAUCCGGUCUUCAUUUAUCCUUUCGAGCACUAUCGGAACGUCAAGAUCGAGGAAUUGGAGAAUGUCGAGGUGGAAGCAGUGGACGCAGAAGCAUUGGACGUCACCUGGGAUCUCCCGGCUGACUUAUUUCGCUUCAACGUCUCCAUCGUCCAUAACAUCCAGUGGGCAAUCCGACCGAACUGCACCAGGGAUGCCCGUUACGUUAGCGAGACGAAUUACACGAUCCCAGGACAUUCGGAUCAGCAGUCCUGGAACUAUACAUUGACAGGCCUCAUACCGAAUACCAUCUAUGAUGUCAAGAUGAAGGCCAUCGUAUUGGACGCAGAAUUCCCGGAUCUCUGGUCUGUUACUUCCGAGGUCUACAACCAAACCCUGCCAAAAGCACCAAACAGGAGCCCAGGAAUGCCCCCGGGGAGUUUUUACGUAGAUCGGAUCGACGAUAGCCACAGGAAUAUCUACCUUUACUGGAUCCCUCUCAAGGACUGGGAGCGGAACUCCCACGACUUUUUCUAUCUGGUUGAAGGGUUGGAAAUCCCAACAAGAAAGAGGGUCCAGCCGUCAAUCGUGACAGACACGUUCGCCGUCUUCAGGAGCCUUAGCACUGAGCUCCCCUACAAAUUCUCCAUCGUUUCCAGAAACUCAAUGGGAACAUCUCCUCAGCCAUCGAUGCUUCACGUCGAAGAGGAAAAGUACCGUGAGCCUUCUUCAGCAUUCACUUUUUGA
This is a messenger RNA of Darwinula stevensoni, 1509 nucleotides long. NCBI's taxonomy places the organism in Eukaryota, Metazoa, Arthropoda, Ostracoda, Podocopida, Darwinulidae. The record is from the annotation of a GenBank genome assembly.